Rhipicephalus sanguineus (brown dog tick) is the source of this 3043-nucleotide messenger RNA. It is a transcript of the gene DppIII, whose product is annotated as dipeptidyl peptidase 3. The transcript is spliced from 22 exons. The record is from RefSeq and is a predicted model, not a curated record. Gene Ontology annotation, cellular component: ribosome; cytoplasm. The coding region runs from base 112 to 2961 and encodes 949 amino acids. Lineage: Eukaryota; Metazoa; Arthropoda; Arachnida; Ixodida; Ixodidae. Gene Ontology annotation, biological process: translation. Gene Ontology annotation, molecular function: dipeptidyl-peptidase activity; structural constituent of ribosome.
CGAAACCCCGAAAAGAGAAACACGGGCGAGGUGACCAUGUGCGCGUAGUCUAUUUUGGAAACCAUCGCUAUUUUGUUCCAAAGCGGGUACCUUGCAGAUUGCAAAGUAAACAUGUCUCUGCAGAGGAUAUGCAGGUUGAGUCGCAGUUUGCGAGCUAAAACGCCUGCUCUGCUAGUAUGUCGGCGCGAGAGCUCAGAUGCCCGCCCAGAGGACGUGAUGCUGCAGCAGUAUCUGCCAGAUGCCCGUCCUGACCCCGAGACAUACAAGGACCGGUGGGCGUCCGAGGCAUCCGAGAAGUACACCAAGGUUGAAGAAGUUCCCGGACACUGGCACUAUGUGGAGCGUCUUCUCCCUUUGAAGACGGCACCAGAGCCUCCCAGGCAUGAGGGCCGAGCCCCUUCUGGCUGGCAGCCACCAUCCCCUCUGCCUCCCCAGCUGCCUUAUUUUGUGCCACGAACACGAAACCACUUGCUUCCCGUUUACCUCAGGACAGAAAUACGCGGGCCAAGGCUUAUCACACGGGUGAAGCACAUCGAAGGCGACAUCUGGGCAUUUCACGAUGAACUGAAGAAACACCUCGAGAGCUUGGUCAACAAAGAAGUGCUCUCGCAGGUACACGAACUUGGAAGCUAUGUGGGCUUCAAAGGUGCCUUCGUGGAAGAGCCUGCUGGUAGCGGCAGCACAAGGUUAGGUUUGAAGGUGAAUGAACUUGAAAGCAAUGGCGAUGGUGAUGAUGGCCAUGAGGAGAGGGAAUACCAGUGUCCAUAUAGAGAAAUGUCGGACGAGGUGUACUCGAACGAGACCCCGUUCCUAAAACUCGAUUGCCGCGUUGCAUUCGAGGGGCUCAGCGAUCGGGAGAAAAAGUAUGCUCACUACCUCAGCCGGGCGUCCUGGUUCGGUGGCCUCAUCGUGCUCUUCCAGACAUCCCGCGAGAGCCCGCUCAUCUUCUUGCUACUGGAGCGGCUCUUCCGUGCACAGAACUUGGAUUCACUCAAGGCUUUAGCUUUGGAAAAGGCUGGCUUCAAUGAGGAAGAGUUCAAGGCACUGCUUGUGUACGCUGCAGCAUUCUACUCCAACAUGGGAAACUACAAGGGCUUUGGCGACAACAAGUUCAUACCCGGCGUGGCAAAGGACAAGCUGGAGAAUCUCUUGAGGCUGAGCAAGGCUUGGGAGGAGGAACCUGCAGCGCUGGAGCACCUCUGGUCCGAGGUGUCCGAUCCGCUGUACUCUCUUCGCGACUCUGAGAAGCAUCUUGGAUUCCCGCCAAAGGCGACCACCACUUACUUUUCAAAGAACUGCACAGAAAAGGAUGCGGAGCUGGUGUCCAGCUACAUGAAACAGAAGGGUAUCGAGGGCUACAUCACGAGGCUAUUCAAGCGACCGGCUGCUGAGGCUGGCGACCAGGAUCACUAUGAGAUCCGCUUCGCAUCUGUUCUAUCUACAGAGGAUCCCGAGAGUUCCAAGUUUCUGGUGUGUGAUGUGAUGGACAAUAGCAGGGUCACCUUUACUCGGGGCGACUACUCGCCGCUGCUCAAACUCACCGUUGAUAACCUCCGGCUUGCUCAGGAGAAUGCAGCUGACGACACGCAGCGUCAGAUGCUGGGCAAGUACAUUGAGAGCUUCACAGUGGGCAGCCUGGAUGCCCACAAAGAUGGCUCGCGCUUCUGGAUUCGCGACAAGGGGCCCAACGUUGAGUCGUACAUAGGAUUCAUAGAGACGUACAGGGAUCCAGCUGGCAUACGUGGUGAAUUCGAAGGCUUUGUCGCCAUGGUGAACCGGCCGCAGAGCGAGAAGUUUGGCGCGCUGGUAGAAAAGGCCGAGUCGCUGCUGCAGCUGCUGCCAUGGUCCAAGAGCUUCGAGAAGGAUCGCUUCCUGCGGCCAGACUUCACCUCGCUCGAUGUCCUCACCUUCGGCGGGAGCGGCAUACCUGCGGGCAUCAACAUUCCAAAUUAUGACGAAAUUCGGCAGAAUGAGGGUUUCAAGAAUGUUUCGCUGGGUAAUGUCAUCAACGCCGACGACAAGUCCUCCAAGGCAAACUUUAUGACAGCCAAUGAUAACGAGCUCUUCAACAGGUUGAAAAACCAGGCGUUUGAGGUGCAAGUGGGCCUGCAUGAGCUUCUGGGCCAUGGCAGUGGCAAGUUGCUGGUGCAGCGCAAGGACGGCACCUUCAACUUCGACCACGAGAACGUCAAGGUGCCCCACGUUGGCUUGGGAGCAGACCCCGAGGCCAAGGUGUCGAGCUGGUACAAGGAAGGCGAGACGUACGACUCGGUCUUUGGGGCCCUGGGUUCGUCCUACGAAGAGUGCCGGGCAGAGUGUGUUGGGCUGUACCUCUGCACUGUGGAAGACGUUCUCAAGCUGUUUGGCUUUGAGGGUGACCUUGGCCAGGACGUGGCGUACGUCAAUUGGCUCACCAUGGUGGUCAAGGGAGUCGAGGGAAUGCAGACCUACAACCCACACACCAAGUCCUGGCUUCAGGCACACUCGCGCGCCCGGUUUGUGAUCAUGCGUGUGCUUCUGGAGGCGGGCGACUUGGUGGAGAUCCGCGAGACUACCGGCGAGGACGGCAAGCCGGACUUGCUCAUCACCGUGGACCGGACAAAAAUCCUCUCUUUCGGCCGUCCCUGCAUCGAGCAGUUCCUCCUCAAGCUACAGCUAUUCAAGUCAACGGCCAAUCUUCGUGCAGCCACGGAAAUGUACGAUCGGUACUCCGAAGUGAGCGACAUUGGCCGCUAUCCCUUCCUCAAGUAUUGGGACAUUGUGAUGGCCCGCAAGAAGCCCCGACGUAUUUUUGUCCAGAGCAACACAGUUCUCAACGGUGACAAAGUGGAGCUCAGAGAGUACGAGUCAACUCCAGAGGGUCACCUGCAGUCGUGGCUCGAGCGUUUUGACGCAAGCACAGCCAGGGAACUUGACCGGGUUGUGCUUGACUUGUGGAAGAAGGACAAGGACCACUUUUGAAGCGACCGCGUUUAGAGCCAAUGACACCGUCUGUUUCAUCACACGGCCUAGAAGAGGCACGUGAUGAGGCUUACAAUCGUUU